Molecule: messenger RNA, 3445 nt
Organism: Mytilus californianus (California mussel)
Lineage: Eukaryota; Metazoa; Mollusca; Bivalvia; Mytilida; Mytilidae
Product: short/branched chain specific acyl-CoA dehydrogenase, mitochondrial-like
Exons: 11
Coding region: 18-1301 (427 amino acids)
Cellular component (GO): mitochondrion
Molecular function (GO): acyl-CoA dehydrogenase activity; flavin adenine dinucleotide binding
Source: RefSeq, a predicted model, not a curated record
UUUCGAAUUUUUGAAUCAUGGCGUCCUUAAAGUCCGUCUCGUCAGUUCUUAGACGAGCUGUCCAUCAGUGUCAGAGAGGAUGGAGCCAAAGAUUGUACAGCAUGUCAACAACUGGUCACAAAGUUCCAUCUUCAUAUGGAGGUGAACAAAGAAAUUUGCCAGUUGACUUCUUGUCUGAUGAAGAAAAGAUGAUGAAGGAAACAGUGGCUAAAAUGGCAGCAGAAAAGAUCCAACCUUUGGUCAGACAGAUGGAUGCAGACAGUCAGUUGGCCCCAUCAGUGCUACAAGCUUUAUUUGAUAAUGGGCUGAUGGGUAUAGAAGUUGACACAGAGUAUGGAGGCACUGGUUCAACAUUUUUUAUAGCCAAUCUGAUUAUAGAGGAGUUAGCUAAAGUGGAUGCCUCAGUCAGCGUAUUAGUAGAUGUACAUAAUACAUUGAUAAACAACUUAAUACAAAAAUUAGGAACUCAGGAACAGAAAAACAAAUAUCUUCCUCGACUUGCAACUGACACUGUUGGUAGUUUUUGUUUGUCAGAGACAGAAUCAGGGUCUGAUGCUUUUGCAAUGAAAACCUCAGCAGUGAAAAAUGGAGAUUACUAUACAAUAAAUGGAACAAAGAUUUGGAUAACUAAUGCUGAACAUGCUGGCUUGUUUAUGGUGAUGGCUAAUGCUGACCCUACAAAGGGUUAUAAAGGAAUAACCACAUUUCUUGUAGACCGAGAUACUGAAGGUUUAUCACUUGGUAAGAAGGAAGACAAACUUGGUAUAAGAGCAAGUAGCACAUGUCCUGUUCAUUUUGACAAUGUUAAGGUUCCUGCCAGUAAUGUUUUAGGACAGGUUGGAAUGGGAUACAGAUAUGCUAUUGAGAUAUUAAAUGAAGGAAGAAUUGGCAUUGCAUCUCAGAUGUUAGGGCUUGCAGAAGGAUGCUUCAAUAACACUGUUCCAUACACUAAAGAGAGGAAACAGUUUGGUAGAAGAAUUUGGGACUUUCAGGCAAUGCAGCAUCAGAUAGCUCAUGUUGCAACUCAGAUUGAGGCUUGUCGUCUGCUGGUAUACAAUGCUGCAAGAAGGAAAGAAGCAGGAGAACCAUUUGUAAAGGAAGCAGCAAUGGCAAAACUUUAUGCUUCAGAGGUUGCCUCCUUAACGACAACAAAGUGUAUUGAGUGGAUGGGUGGUGUUGGAUUUACAAAAGAUUACCCCAUAGAAAAAUAUUACAGAGACUGUAAAAUAGGGACUAUAUAUGAAGGAACGUCAAACAUUCAGUUGAACACUAUUGCUAAAUGUAUCGAAGCUGAAUCUUGAUGGGAUGGGGAACAUUUGAAUUUGCCAUCAGAUUUGCAUCAUGACAUGGCAUUACAGUGAUUAUGUGUAACAGAAAAAAGACUGUGUUGCAUUUUAUCUGUGACUGAAUCUCUUAAAUAAAGUAAAACUGUGAUAUGUAUGUUUGUGUAUAAUGCUACAGUAAAUCUAUUUCAUGGUGUGCAAAAAACAAUAAAGUGUUUGCUUGUUUUAUUUGUUGACUGUGAAAUCAGUAUAAUAUUUGUUUAAUAGCCAUUGAAAGGGAAUAGUUGUUAUUAUGUGUUAAUCAAAUCAUGGAACAAGUAACCAAAAGGAUGAAUGACCAAUUUGGUUCAAUAUUUACAAUAUCUAUUAAAUUCUAAUGAUGAUUUCAAGUAAGCUUACUUAUAUUUCAUUUAUAUACAAAAUACUCUAGAUUUUUAGAAGUAAAUGCAUUUAUAUGUAGAACUCAUUAUUUGAACAAUAAUGUGAAUUAUAAUUUUCUCAGGCUCUUCAAUGCAUUUAGAAUAUGUAUUUCAAUUGUUGUAGAACUGAAGAUAAAAUUUUACUAUUCAAAGAUGAGAUAGAUUUAAGUUAAAUGAUAACCUUGUAUUUAUUAAAAUUGCAACAAUAUAUCUCAGGAAAAGAAUUUGUAACAAACAUAUGAAGUAUAACUCCAUGUGAUGAACCAACGCCGUUGUGUUUACAUUCUAUAGAGUCUCCUUAGUAAGCAGGGUUGUCAAUAUAUGAAAUAGUUUAAAUCAUGACAUGGCAUUACAGUGAUUAUGUGUAACACAUUUCUAGUCAAAUUUCAAUUGUCUAAUGUUAAAUUAAUGGGUAUUAUUUUUACUAUUUAUUUGUAGAAUUUGUUACCAGACACAUGAUUAAAGCAUUCACAUUUUUAUGGAUUUUUAAGUAAAUUGAUGUCAAUUUCAUCUACUGAUAGAGGUUUGAGCCAUUAAACAGAAAAACUAAAGAGAAAUUGUUGUUAACAAAAUACAUUUACUUGAUCAAAAUAUGAAGAAGAUAUUUCCCAAAAAAUGAAAAUUCCUAAAACAACAUCAUUGAUUACCAAGGUCUUCUAAAUGACAGAAAACUAGCAUUUUCUUGGAUAUUUGAUUUCGUGGUUGACAAAGUCUGCAUACAUUCCUUUAGAAAAUUUCUAAUUUGUUGAAGAUUUUAAUUCGUGGUUCCUCUGUACCCAUGAAAAUUGGUCUCCGAUAAAUAAUAAUGAAUCCAAAGUAAUUAAAACAGUUAAAUGAACAUUUUGGAUGUUUAAAAAUUGUUAGUAAUUUGAAAAGGGUUGAGUUAAAUUUGUAAAUACUAUUGAUCUGAAGUUCUGUCUUAGUAGAAUCUAAAGACAUGUUUUAAUCAAAGAAAAAAGUGAGUAAAUAUGUAAAAAAUACAACAAAUAAAAGAAGUUAAUGUUUAAUUAUCAAGUUGACUUUGAUUCAAAUCAUGCAUUAAUAUUUUAACUGGUGAUUUAAAUAUUUAUUUUUUUUCUAACUAUAUUUUUCUGAUUAUUUUUUUUCUCUGUCAGAUUUGAGUUAUGGUAAUUAAAUGUACUGUAUUUAUUGUAGGGAAAAUAAGGCAUUUUUUAAUGGCAACAACAGAAACCAUUCAUGUUUAAUUUGUUCUCAGCAACUGGUGAUUUUGAUUUUAAUUUUUUUAAUAUUCAUUCAAAAAAUUGUUUAAGAGAUGUUUUUAUCCAUAUUACUAAAUUUAGAGGUUUAGCUACUAUAAAAUUAUGUUUUAUCCACCAUUUUCUUCAUAAUGAAAUGCCUGUACCAAGUCAGGAAUAUGACAGUUGUUUUCCAUUCAUUUGAUGUGUUUGAGCUUUUGAUUUUGCCAUUUUAUAAGGGACUUUCCGUUUUUGAAUUUUCCUUGGAGUUCUGUAUUUUUGUUAUUUUACUUUUUUUACAGCUUGUUUAAGGUAUAAACCUUAUCCUAUACUUUUCUGGGUUCCACUGGAACAAUUUUGGUUUUAAUAUCGAUGUUUUUUUAUAAUUUCUUGACAUAAGUAGAAAUGAAUUCACCACUUGAAUGAAAAAUAAUUUCUGUUGUAAUAAUAUGUUAUUGUGUGUGUGAAUUUUUAAUGUUGUUAGAUAUUUUUUUCCCGCUGAAUCAUGUAUUUGACAAAAAAUAGAUAAAAGAGUACAAUGUAAUAA